Messenger RNA from Sapajus apella (tufted capuchin), 640 nucleotides. RefSeq names its product MT-RNR2 like 4 (gene MTRNR2L4). Gene Ontology annotation, biological process: negative regulation of execution phase of apoptosis. The coding region runs from base 170 to 244 and encodes 24 amino acids. NCBI's taxonomy places the organism in Eukaryota, Metazoa, Chordata, Mammalia, Primates, Cebidae. The record is from RefSeq and is a predicted model, not a curated record. Gene Ontology annotation, molecular function: receptor antagonist activity. The transcript has a single exon.
GUAAAAGCAACCUGGCAAAUCUUACCCCGCCUGUUUACCAAAAACAUCACCUCUAGCAUUACUAGUAUUAGAGGCACUGCCUGCCCAGUGACAUAUGUUUAAUGGCCACAGUAUCCUGACCGUGCAAAGGUAACAUAAUCGCCUGUUCCCUUAAUAAGGACUUGUACAAAUGGCCACACGAGGGUUCAGCUGCCUCUUACUUUCAAUCAGUGAAACUGACCCAUCCAUGAAGAGGCAGAUAUAAAUAAAUAAGAUGAGAAGACCCUAUGGAGCUUUAAUUAAUUAAUGCAAAUAAAAACUCAAACCUACAGUCCCUAGCAUAUUAUCCCUGCAUUAAAAUUUUUGGUUGGGGUGACCUCAGCGCGUAAUUCAACCUCCAAAAUGACCUAAACUAAGACUGCACUAGUCUAAGUGAGCUAUUAUUUACUGACACAAUAAUUUGAUCAAUGGAAUAGGUUACACUAGGAAUAACAGCGCAAUCCUAUUCUAGAGACCAUAUCAACAAAACAGUUUACGACCUCGAUGUUACAUCAGGACAUCCUAAUGGUGUAGCCGCUAUUAAGGGCUCAUUUGUUCAACGAUUAAAGUCCUACAUGAUCUGAGUUCAGACAGGAGUAAUCCAGGUUGGUUUCUAUCUAUU